Messenger RNA from Eremomyces bilateralis CBS 781.70, 1623 nucleotides. Its product is annotated as DUF500-domain-containing protein. Gene Ontology annotation, biological process: actin cortical patch localization; actin filament bundle assembly. The transcript is spliced from 3 exons. Lineage: Eukaryota; Fungi; Ascomycota; Dothideomycetes; Eremomycetales; Eremomycetaceae. The record is from RefSeq and is a predicted model, not a curated record. Gene Ontology annotation, molecular function: actin filament binding; phosphatidylinositol binding. The coding region runs from base 1 to 1623 and encodes 540 amino acids. Gene Ontology annotation, cellular component: actin cortical patch.
AUGGGGAUCAACAACCCUCUCCCGUCGUCCAUGCACAGUGAGUGCAAGAAGGCCGCGAAGAUCCUCACCUCCUUCGUGGACCCAGGCCAAGCCUUCAGUCCCGACAAAGUCAUUCCGCCCGCCGUCCUCGCCAAUGCAAAGGGCCUCGCCGUCCUCACCGUCAUCAAAGCCGGCUUCCUCGGCUCUGCCCGCUUCGGCUCUGGCGUCGUCGUCGCCCGCCUCGCCGACGGCUCCUGGUCCGCCCCUUCCGCCAUCGCCACUGCCGGCGGCGGCUUCGGCGGCCAGAUCGGCUUCGAGCUAACCGACUUCGUCUUCAUUCUCAACGACGCCAAGGCGGUGAAGACAUUCGCGCAGGCCGGGUCGCUAACGCUCGGAGGGAACGCGUCGCUGGCCGCCGGGCCCGUCGGGCGGAAUGCGGAGGCAGCGGGGGCAGCGAGCCUGAAGAGCGUGGCGGCGGUGUUCUCGUAUUCGAAGACCAAGGGACUGUUCGCCGGAGUAUCGCUGGAGGGAUCGGUGAUCAUUGAGCGGAAAGACGCGAAUGAGAAGCUGUAUAAUCGGCGGGUGACGGCGCUGACGCUGCUGGAGGGCGGCGUGCCGGUGCCCCCGUCGGCGGAUCCGCUGAUGCGGGUGCUAAACUCGCGCAUCUUCUCGGGCGCGGGCGGCUCGCUUCGCGGCACAGAGGUGUAUAACGACGUGCCGGUGUACGACGACUCGCACGAGGACGUUGUGUGGCAGGGACGGCGCGGGUCGGCGUACGGGGAAGGCGAACGCAGCCAUCGGGGUCAGGCGGGCGACGACUACGAGUACCGCGACAAGCCGCAGCGCGCGAGCACCUGGCAAGACGACACGUACGACCGGGCGCCGGCGGCGGGCGUCAACCGGUCGUUUACGGGGCGGGCGAACCCGAGCGAGACGUUCGAUCGGCUGGAGUCAAGACCGACCGGGUUCGGCGGGAAGAUGAAGCCGCCGCCGCCGACAGCGCCGAAGCCGGUGUUCGGGGCGAAGCGGGCGUCGUUGGGGGCGAAUCAGGCGAUCGCGAAGUUCACGUUUGAUGCAGAUCAGCCGGGGGACUUGGGGUUCAAGAAGGGUGAGGUCAUCACGAUCGUAAAGAAGACGGAGAAUGAAACGGACUGGUGGACGGGGAGGAUAGGGGAUAGAGAGGGGGUGUUCCCAAGGUAUGCUCAACCACUCCAAGACUUUAUAAUACGUGUAUUGAUGCAAGCAGCAAUUACGUCGAAACGAUAUGACCGCGCUGUCCGUCACCGUCGGGGUGGGGAACCCCCUCCCCCUCGAUUUCCUUUAUCCGUACUUCGCUUUUUGAUACCUGUACCUUAUCUUUUCCGAUCGGAGCGCGUGCUUCCGUCCAUGAGACACGAACGUGAGGAGGAAUCGGUGAAGCCCCGCCGGCUUGUGUUCGGUACCUUUUUAUUUUAUUUAAAUAGCAACGGCGUCUGUUGGGGGCUUGCAUUUGCAUCUCUGACGGGGGUCUACAAACUGUCUUUUUUGCUUCGCCAACAAUCGAGGAAUCUUAUGGCAGAUCCGGUUCGUGAUUGUCGUCGUGUAGCUCCCUUCUCCCCCAUCACCAGUGAUAUUGAUUAUGACUUCCAAUGCCAGCAAUAUUAA